AUGGGAUUCCGGGAUAUGUCUAUUUCGAGGUCAGGAACAAGCAAAGCUCCGACUCCCACACAGUUAAUGCUAGUGGACAACUGCACUUUGUAUUUGCAGGAAUUAUCGAACGACAACUCCAACCACAAUGACUACACGCGCGACGUGCCCCUGUACGAUGCACUUAGCGCUGGCUGCACGAGCGUUGAGGCCGAUGUGUGGUUGCAUAGCGAUACGCUGCGCGUUUCGCAUACUGACCCUGGCAACAGCGGGCCAACUAUCCAGGACUUAUAUAUCGACCCUCUGGUUGCGCUGCUAAAUGCGCAGAACUCCGACAGCGGCGAUUUGAAGGGUAUCUAUCCCAAAAAUAGCAGUCAAUCGCUCGUUCUGCUUGUCGACUUCAAGAGCGACGGCGAAUCCACCUGGGACGCCGUCUUCUCCGCCUUGCAGCCACUCAGAGACGCCGGUUAUCUAAGUCACUGGGAUGGGUCCCAAUUCGUGUCAGGCCCCAUAACCGUUGUAGCCAGCGGUACUGCGCCCUUAUCCAAGGCAGCGAAUGACUCAGCCAAUCCUAGCCAUGACAUGUUUAUAGAUAGCCGCGUGAACGAGUCUCUGGAUGGAUUCAACACCUCCAACACCUACUACUCAAGCGCUGAUUUCGAGAGCGCCAUCACUAGCUCGGGCACAGCCCCUCUGUCGUCUUCGAAUCAGCGGAAGCUAACUAAUCAACUAAAUACAGCACAUGCGAAAGGGUUUCUUGUGCGAUACUGGGACAUUCCCAGCUCUGACUUGUGGCAGGAGCUGGUCGACGCAGGCGUGGAUCGGCUGAACGUUGAUGAUCUCGAAGCCGUGGCGGGAGUGGAUUUUCACUUAUCGUAG
Talaromyces proteolyticus is the source of this 858-nucleotide messenger RNA. Its product is annotated as PLC-like phosphodiesterase. The record is from RefSeq and is a predicted model, not a curated record. Gene Ontology annotation, molecular function: phosphoric diester hydrolase activity. Lineage: Eukaryota; Fungi; Ascomycota; Eurotiomycetes; Eurotiales; Trichocomaceae. The coding region runs from base 1 to 858 and encodes 285 amino acids. Gene Ontology annotation, biological process: lipid metabolic process. The transcript is spliced from 5 exons.